This is a messenger RNA of Zeugodacus cucurbitae (melon fly), 1247 nucleotides long. RefSeq names its product malate dehydrogenase, mitochondrial. Gene Ontology annotation, molecular function: L-malate dehydrogenase (NAD+) activity. The transcript is spliced from 4 exons. Gene Ontology annotation, cellular component: cytoplasm; mitochondrion. Gene Ontology annotation, biological process: tricarboxylic acid cycle; carboxylic acid metabolic process. Bases 142 to 1158 code for a protein of 338 amino acids. The record is from RefSeq and is a predicted model, not a curated record. NCBI's taxonomy places the organism in Eukaryota, Metazoa, Arthropoda, Insecta, Diptera, Tephritidae.
UUAACAAAGUUGUAUUUCCAGUUACAUCAACAACGUCAAGCAAAGUCGAUAUUAUAAGCAAAAAAAUAAAAAUAAGCUUACGAAUAAUUGAAUAAUUUCAACGCAUUCGCUGGAGCAGAACAUAGAAGACAAAUCUAAAAUAUGCUGCGUAAUGCGCGCAUGCUUUUGAAGACAUUCUCCAGUUUAGGCAGACAAUUUUCGACCACGCAAACGAGCAACAGUCGGGUUUGUGUCAUCGGCGCUUGUGGCAAUGUGGGUCAGGCGUUGUCUCUCUUGCUCAAACGUGAUGAUCUCGUCACAGUGCUGUCGCUAUACGACUUGAAGAAGGCUAUUGGUAUGGCGCUGGAUAUGUCACACGUGGACACGAACUCCGAAGUGGCUGGUUUCGAAAAAAUUGAGAUGCUGCCAAAAGCUUUGUAUUGCGCUGAUGUCGUUGUCAUUGUGGCGGGUCAACCGCGCAAGAAAGGCAUGUCCGAAGAUGAAAUGCUCAAACAAAACUCCGGUAUUAUAUUUGAGGUUAUGCCAGCCAUCGCCGAAGUCUGUCCGAAAGCAUUGAUUGCGAUUGUGACAGGUCCAACCAAUGCGAUUGUGCCGUUAGCAGCGGAGGUACUAAAAACGAAAGACGCGCAUGAUCCUAACCGCCUAUUCGGUGUCACCACACACAAUGUGGUGCGUGCUCGCACUUUCAUCUCCGACGAAUUGCAAGUGGAUGCGUCCAUCGUGAAAGUGCCCGUCAUCGGUGGCAAUUCGCCUUGCACGAUUCUACCGGUGCUCACGCAUACCAAACCGAAAUUCAAAAUCGAAGAUGAGGACGACGCACUGCCGAUAAUUCGGAAAGUGCGUGAAGCUGAGGAACAAGUGGCCGCGGUGAAGGGUGAUCAGGGCGCCACACUGGUUAUAGCGCACUCGGUCGCUAAAUUUACACACUCGCUGCUGAUGGGUCUGGCCGGUAAGGGCGAUCCGAAGGAAUGUGCCUAUGUGGAAUCGGCUGUGACCGAUAGCGCCUUCUUCUUGAAACUGGGUAAACAGGGUAUUGAGAAGAAUUUGGGUAUACCAGAUUUGGCGAAAUUUGAGGCCGAAUUACUGCAUGAAUUGAUGCCGGAGCUGAAGGAGAGCAUUAAGAAGGGUAUUGACUUUGCGAAGAAGACGAAGAAAUGAUUGAGGCUUGUUUUUUAGUUUGUUAAAUUAUGUGUUCGGAAAUGAUAGAGCCUUGGUUUUUAGUUUGUUAAAUUAUAUAUUCGGUUCGA